GGGGUUAUGGCUGCAGCCGUCGGGUUUUUAGACGACGACUGGCCGAUUUCGGGUGUUUCCAGCACGGUGUCGCCCCGGACUGUGCCGCCGCCGCAGAAAGCCCGCGCGGCCGCCGCAGCCGCGAGUGAAGCGGCCCCGCGGCUCCUCUCCGACGAUGGUGAUGGGACCGAGCUACCGGACAGCGGGUUCUCCUCGGGGGAAAGCCGCGCCUUCAGGUCCUCGGAGGACCUGGUGAAGGAUUUUGAAGCGAAGUUAACCGUGUGCGUCCCGAAAGUUAACCCCGAAACGGGGAGCAUCGCCCCCGAUGGUGUGAUGAGCGAGGACUCGCUGCUGGAGGAAGACGAACUCUGGAAGGUUCUGACCAGCAGCUAUCGACACGUGAUGCCGGUGGAUUGGAAACAGUCUCUAACGUGCUCUCUCCACGUCCCCACAUUCCACCUGGAGGAGAACCCUAGAAAGACUGAUGUUACGGCGGAGGUGUCCGACGAGGAGGAGCUGAGGGAGCAGCGGGACUCCAUCAUCGUCUCCAGCCUCUCAGAGGAGCCCUUCUUCACAGUAGAGCAGGUUAUCGAGGAGAUAGAGGAGAUGAUGCAGGACUCUCCUGACACGGACGCCGGGCCCGAUCUCUCUCAGUCGGACUUGUCGGCGCUCUUGCUGGAUGUCCAGCGCUCCACCAGUAGCCCCGGCUACGAAUCCAGGGUGAGGACCCUCAGUGUGGCAGAGCUGAAUGAACGUCUUGAAUACAGUGAGACGAACAUCAGGAUGUUCUCGGAGGAGCUGGUGCAGCAGCUGGCUCUCCGGGACGAGCUGGGCUUCGAGAAAGAGGUGAAGAACAGCUUCAUCUCCGCGCUCAUCGAUGUCCAAAACCGACAGAAGGAGCACCGGGAGCUGCUGAGGAAGAAGAAGAAGCUCAGAGUUGGAGCUGGGACGUCGCAGGGCCCCACGGAGAAGACGCUGGGAUCGCGUUUCAGCAUGGAGGGGAUCUCUUCGGUCAUUCAAAACAGCUUCCGGCAUACUUUCGGAAGCGCGUGCAGGGACAGACAGUAUUUGACCACAGUCAUCCCGUAUGAGAAAAAGGGACACCCUCCGUCGCUUGAGGACCUCCAGAUCUUGACUGCGAUCCUCCAAGCUAUGAGAGACGACAGCGACAAGGUGCCCGGUCUCUUAACAGACUAUAUUCUCAAAGGUGAGCUUUCUGCUUCUUUUCGUUACUAUACGAGGCAAGUCCCGAUUAACCCUGCCAUAAUAACUGAGAUUAUCACCAAAACACAAUGGAAUCACUUUACCUUUCAUUUAGUUCAGAAACAUACAUUUGUAUUGCACCACGGAAUCGGAUACAACAGACAUGUUAUUUUAGAGAUUGUCCCUUUUAGGAAAUGACUCCCAAUGAUCCCAUCCGUAAAAGGUAAAGAUGAACAGAUUAAAAAACAGCAACAUGAGUCAGUCUGCUCUGUCUUAUAAGAUAAUUACUGUAAAAUCAGGCUAAAUGUUUCACUUCUCUAACAUAUUGGCGGGUUGGACAGCUUCUUAAACAUGACAAACAUGAUCCACUUGUUGAGUGACUGUUUUGCGGCAUCUGGUCCCGUCCCUACUCCACCCUUUAGAGGACGGGGGUGAGAUGAUGUGUUGGCAGCUUGUCUCCACCCUUCUGGUGACGUAAAGUUAAAGAGCCACGGCGGCUGUUCUUCAAAUUUAUUAGGGUAGUUUGGAUUUCUAGUUGCAACACCUCAGGCACCUCAUAUCAGUUCAGUUUAUCAUGAAAUCUUCAUGAAACGUUGUGCUUUGUGUCUCCAUAAAGCUCAGUUUGGUGACGUUUGUCCUGCUUUCCUUUGAGUUAGAGAGCAGAAAGUACUUUGAAAAGAAAGUCAUGUCGGGGCACUGACGAACAUUACAAAUGAUCAUAUUUGACAGCUGCCACUAGGUAUCACGUUCAUAUAUUUUGUUGUUGUAAAAUGACAAGCACACAUUAACAGUUUUAAAAUCAUAAUAUAUAUCAUCCAAAAACAGCAUUCAAAACAGUUCCUAUGUAUUACUGUAUUAUACAAUGCAUCAGUAAAUUACAUUUUUCACAAAGAAUGUCCAUGUCAAGCAGGUCUCAAAUGAAAAUGAAUAUAAACCCUCAUGUGAAAUCAGUUGGUGUCAAAAGCCGCCUGAAAUCCUUUACCUGAUGGUCCUCCAAACGCUUGCACCUUUUAUCUAUUUUUCAUGUGCCUCUUUUUCUCACGUGUUCUGUUCUCAUGUUUUCUUUCUCUACUUCUCAUGAUCGGCCUUACGCUCACUAGCUGUGGUGUGAGCGAUGGACCCAGAGGUUUGUUUCACAUGUGAUGUUGUUGCCGCUCACGUUGGGAGAGCGCCCCCUCUCUACCACCGAACUGUAGUGCAGCCUGACCCCGAUGUUCUCCCUUUCACUUCACACCUCCUCUCCCACACGGUGACUGUCUGCGGCAUGGUUGAUCCUUCACUUAGUGUCAGGCCACUCAUUGCCCCACACCAUAAGUGCAGUUUACAUUGAAGACGCGGUUUUAUGCUCGUUUGUCAUCAGCGCGGCUACGACUGCAAGUAAUUAUCCUCACCCACCCUAAUGCACACAUAGGUCUGCUAUUAGAAUGAACUGAUGUGCCUAAGAUCUGAUUUGCCUGUUGUUGUUCCUUUCUUUAUCUCCCACUUUGUGAUUUUUUUUUAUCCUCUCCUAAUGAAACUUCAUCCAUGGUCACUCAUAGCUCUUCUAAAACUCAUCUCUAAUGUUUUUCAGUGCUUUGCCCAACGUAGACCAGAGGGACGAUGUUCAACGCUCUGCUGCGGCUUCACAUAGUUACCAUGACAACAUGAUGAUGAGGAAUCAUUGUAUUUUUAUAGACAUGAAACAUUCUUAAUUUAUUCUUGCAUGUUUUUACAGCAAAAUUAGUUUUUUGUGUUAUUUUCCUAACUUGACUGUAUUUAUUUUGUGUUGAGCAGUGUGAUUUUGCAUACCUUGUGUGUUCCUGUGAAUUGUAAGACCUUUUUCACUGUUUUUAAUUAUUUUCUUGCACUGUGAAAAAGAACCGUAAACUGUUAAAUUAUAUACGGAAAAUACCAAGAUAGUAUAUUCCAAUAUAGAAGCUGCAGUGAUUGGAAACUCGGCUCAGUUUAUUUAUAGAUCCAAGCAACAAUGCAAAGGGCUUUGUAUUUACCUGUAUCUAUCUACUGAGCAAAGAACAAAUGCACAAAGCACAUUAAAGUUACAGGGAAUUUUAAACUUUAAGGUAUACACAGUGAAGUAAGAUUGUAUUGAUCCCAAGGAAGCUCAUGAGACAAGUCAGAGGGAAAGAAGGAACAUGAUGCAUAGAAUUUAAUGUAGUAAUAUCAAAUAAAUGAGCUACCUGAACAAGUUUGCAAAUGUAAAACCAUCAAAUAACCACAACCUUCCAUGUAGCAGCAGAACGUUCCACACGUCAUCCCUAUUCUAUGGAAGGAAAGGUUUUGAUAGUCACGGUGAAGAAGUUUGGACUCAAAGGAAUGAACUAACUAACUAUGCAUUUGAGUGAAUCCUGAAUUGUGUCACAUGCACUGUUUGUACUUUCGUGAUGCUGUUUGGGUCUCUGAAUCAGAGACUUAAGUGCCGCCGUGCCUGCUGCACACAGGGCAGCUUUUGUAUGUAUCUUUGUAUGUGUACAAACUGCCUUCGCCUGAAUCUUUGUACAUUACAAAUGACUUAUUUUCAAUGAAUGUCAAAUUGCUGGACGACUUGCUGAAUCGGCAUCACUGUUUAUUUGUUUUGUAAAUAUUUACUUUUCAAUACAUGUAUAAAAAUCACACCUCA
Molecule: messenger RNA, 3799 nt
Organism: Pungitius pungitius (ninespine stickleback)
Lineage: Eukaryota; Metazoa; Chordata; Actinopteri; Perciformes; Gasterosteidae
Gene: fez2a
Product: fasciculation and elongation protein zeta 2a
Exons: 8
Coding region: 7-1380 (457 amino acids)
Cellular component (GO): axon; cytoplasm
Source: RefSeq, a predicted model, not a curated record